GGCAUGGGCGGUAUGGGCGGCAUGGGCGGCAUGGGAGGCAUGGGAGGUAUGGGCGGCAUGGGGAUGGGCGGCAUGGGCGGCAACCCCCUCGGCAUGCUCAUCGGCAGCAGCAUGGGUGGAGUGAGUUACUGUCUAGACAGACUGACACCAGCGCCCGAGCCACUACCAGGGCGGAUAUUCCGGCGGGUGCUACACCCACUCGAUGGGCCCCCCGCCGUUCGGGAUGUACAGCCCAAUGAUGGGCGGAAUGGGCGGAAUGGGAGGCAUGGGAGGCAUGGGCAUGGGCGGCAUGGGCAUGGGCGGAAUGGGUGGCAUGGGCCAUAUGGGCAUGGGUGGUAUGGGUGGCAUGGGCGGCAUGAGUGGCGGUUACGGCCGCAUGGGCGGUAUGGGAGGCAUGGGCGGCGGCUCAUCCCUCGGCAUGCUCGCGCCGCUGCUCAUGGGCGGCCUGGCCGGCGGCAUGAUGGGCGGCAUGAUGUCGGACGACUACGAAGGCGGUGGUGGCAUGUUUGAGGGUGGCGGCGGCUCGGGCUCUGAUGGCGGGUAUGAUAGCGACUAGGCUGGCCGAUAUACAUGAUGUAUGACUGCAGAAGUGGGA
Molecule: messenger RNA, 595 nt
Organism: Cutaneotrichosporon oleaginosum
Lineage: Eukaryota; Fungi; Basidiomycota; Tremellomycetes; Trichosporonales; Trichosporonaceae
Source: RefSeq, a predicted model, not a curated record